Messenger RNA from Tribolium castaneum (red flour beetle), 2194 nucleotides. It is a transcript of the gene Adss, whose product is annotated as Adenylosuccinate synthetase. NCBI's taxonomy places the organism in Eukaryota, Metazoa, Arthropoda, Insecta, Coleoptera, Tenebrionidae. Gene Ontology annotation, cellular component: cytoplasm. The transcript has 8 exons. Gene Ontology annotation, biological process: IMP metabolic process; 'de novo' AMP biosynthetic process. Gene Ontology annotation, molecular function: GTP binding; adenylosuccinate synthase activity. Bases 232 to 1593 code for a protein of 453 amino acids. The record is from RefSeq and is a predicted model, not a curated record.
ACAUAUUUCCAUAAAAACCACUAUUCCAAUAUGCCCAGCUGAAAUGAGAAGUCCGUUAUGGUCUCCGUUCGUACUGUUUCGACCCCGCUCGCAACAUUUCGACUGAGCGAACAUUUGUAGACCGGCAGGGGCUAGCCGCUAGUGAUUUAGCGCGUUUCCUCCGAAGUCCGCUCAACGACGCACGUCAGUUCUCCUUCGGUGUCUUUGUGGUGGUGCUUGACCGUGCAAGAAAUGGCGAGUGGCGUGGAAGUCAACGGCAUGAAUGGCUCGCCCCGAAAGCGGGCGCGGACCGCCCCCCAAGCGGGCCACGAGUCCAAAGUCAUCGUGAUCCUGGGGGCGCAAUGGGGCGACGAAGGCAAGGGGAAGGUCGUCGAUAUGCUGGCCGAAACUGUUGACAUCGUUUGCCGGUGUCAGGGUGGAAAUAAUGCAGGUCAUACAGUGGUAAUUGAAGGGGUGGAAUACGACUUCCAUCUCUUGCCCAGUGGGAUUAUACAUCCCAAAUGCCACUCGGUAAUUGGCAACGGUGUCGUCAUCCACUUGCCCGGCCUUUUCGAAGAAGUGGAGAAGAACGAGAAAAAAGGCCUCAAAGACUGGGAGAGCCGACUGAUUAUCUCAGACCGUGCCCACCUAGUUUUUGAUUUCCACCAACAAGUCGAUGGCCUACAAGAACAGGAAAAUACGCAAAAAGGCCAAGGUUUGGGCACCACGAAGAAGGGAAUCGGACCGACUUACUCGUCCAAAGCGACCAGAAAUGGGAUUCGGAUUGGGGAACUCUUGGGCGAUUUUUCACAAUUUAGCAAAAAGUUUCAAGGUUUGGUUAAUGUGUACCAGAGGAUGUUUCCGUCGUUGACUGUUGAUGUCGAGAGUGAAUUGGCAAGGUAUAAGGUUUAUGCCGAGAGAGUGAGGCCUUUGGUGUACGAAACCGUUUCCUAUCUUGAUAAAGCUAUAAAAUCAGGGAAGAAGGUUCUAGUUGAAGGUGCUAAUGCGGCGAUGCUGGACAUCGAUUUUGGUACUUACCCUUAUGUUACUUCUUCCAAUUGUAGCGUGGGUGGGGUGUGUACAGGAUUAGGUUUAUCACCUAACAGAAUUGGCGAAGUUAUUGGAGUUGUCAAGGCCUACACGACCCGUGUUGGCGAUGGCCCUUUUCCCACUGAACUACGUGAUAAAAUCGGCGAUUGUUUGCAAGAAAGAGGAGCCGAAGUCGGUGUUACAACAAAACGAAAACGUCGUUGCGGUUGGUUGGACGUCUUUCUCCUCCAAUACACUAACAUCGUUAACGGCUACACUGCUCUGUGCCUAACAAAACUCGACAUUUUAGACACUUUGCCUGAAAUUAAGUUAGGAGUUGGGUACAAGUUGAAGGGGAAAAAAAUCGACUAUUUUCCGUCCAGUGCGGCCGAGCUUGCCGAAGUUGAGGUUGAGUAUAUAACGCUUCCGGGCUGGAAAACCUCGACCGAAAACGUGCGAAAAUUCAACGACUUGCCGGAAAACGCGAAAAAGUACGUCAACAAGGUGGAGCAGUUGGUUAAUGUGCCAGUGAAAUGGAUUGGUGUUGGGAAAGGACGCGAGUCGAUAAUCACACUAGAAGAGUGAUUCAAGUUUUACAUAGUCAUAAAUGCACAUUCAAUACUUAAAUUUCAAAGAUAACAUUCAUUUAUCAAAGUAAAACAUGCAAUAGUAUUAGAUGUACAAGUACAAAUCUAGUAUUUAACUUGAGUAUUUGUCGGUUUUAAAUGAAUUUUUUUGUUUGUUUGCACGUGUUUUAUGCACAUAAACGUCGCAACUCGGUUAAAUCAUGGCUUCCAGAAACAAACUGUGCAAUUGACUGAAUCAGUAAGUAAGGUUUUGGUGCCUAAGAAAUUUGUAAAUACUUGUUUAAAAAUUUCAUCAAGUUGUUUUGGCUCAUUUUGGUUUUUUUCAACUUUGAUUUGCGUGUCUUACUGUACUUUGGAUUAAAGGGACAAUGGAAAUGCAGCAAGUACAAAAUUAUUUUAAUUUUUCGUUCCAAUGUAGGUUUUACAUCAAAUAUGUAUUUUAUUGAAUUUUUUGCUUUUUAAAGUGUUAACAGUUUUAUCCAAACGGUUUAGACUAACUUCUGUUUUUAAUUGUGGUUGUGUAAGUACUUAAUUUUGCACUUGAUGCUUUACCAUUAAUCUCGGUUUUGGCUGUUGUACAAAUAAAAAACAUAAACAAA